AAUAAUACCUACUUCUUUCCAAUUUACUACCAAUGACUUUGCAAUGAAGCGAUCAAUAGUUAAAAUUUUAUACUUUUCGUUUUCCAAUAGGUAAUUAUUUUGUACGCAUGAUGUAAUUGUUGUCGAAAUGAUUUUCCCUUUUUUAUGUUUAGUCAUCUGUCAGUGCGUUUUAUUGUUAGAAGUUAAAGCGAAGAAUUUGAUAUAUUGCAAAAAGGUCAUCACUCCCAGCCGUAGAAGUCAUGUUAACGACAAGAUUCCAUCUCACGAACCAUAUUUGCCGACAGCAAAAAAUGGAGUAUUUUACAACUGUUCAUCGGAUGAAUGUAGAGACGUUAAAAUAUACUCCAUCACUCAAUUAGCGUUUCCUCGAUCGACUCUUAAAUACUGCUUUCUACAGAUGUCUGAAACGUAUCAUUGUGAAUCUAUCAAAUAUUAUUAUUAUAAAAAUAUUGACAAGUUGUUAUUCUUGUCUAACAACAUUCCGAAUAAAAUAUUCUAUUUGAUCGAUUGCUUAGCGUACUCAGACGGUGGGCGAGUAUGUCAUAAGAAGGACGAUGUUGAUUCACACACCAAAUUGGUAGACAUUGGGAACGCAGCGAGGCCGAACGAAUCCAACAUAUUAUCACAGGAGGAAUUUAUAUGCGAACAGAGUGAAGACAAUACGAUCAAUUGCGAUCUCGAUAUCUAUGUACCGUAUCCUGAGGGAUUAAAAGAGAAAGAGUUGGUUAAAACUGAUACUAAAAUUCUCUUAAAAACAAAUGCUGAUGUAGUGACGUUAAAUUACCACUGUAUAGAGUCUUGGUGCGGUUAUAGCGGUCAAACUCAGUCCACACGAAGAGCAUCUAGAUAUGAACCACCCGGUGGCAAAGUAUAUAGGUGUUAUUAUGCCAAUAAACAACAAAUAUGCAAGGAAAUAAUAUAUGGGGGUUCUAUGAAUGUUUACAAUGAACGUGAUUGGUUAAGCUCUUAAUAAAUAUUGAAUAAACAAUUAAAUAGUA
Molecule: messenger RNA, 998 nt
Organism: Maniola jurtina (meadow brown)
Lineage: Eukaryota; Metazoa; Arthropoda; Insecta; Lepidoptera; Nymphalidae
Exons: 2
Coding region: 128-970 (280 amino acids)
Source: RefSeq, a predicted model, not a curated record